GGAAGUACUUGUUCACGAUAUAGCUGAACUAUUUGCUUAGUUCCGGUCUCUAUCGUAUCGGCCGCUGGGGAAGAUGACGAAGGGAACAUCGUCAUUCGGAAAGCGCCGGAACAAGACACACACUUUGUGUCGUCGCUGUGGAUCAAAGGCCUAUCAUCUGCAAAAAUCCACCUGUGGCAAGUGUGGAUACCCAGCAAAGCGCAAGAGAAAGUAUAACUGGAGCGCCAAAGCCAAGAGACGCAACACCACUGGUACUGGCCGUAUGAGACAUCUGAAGGUUGUGUACAGGAGGUUCAGAAAUGGAUUCCGUGAAGGAACAACACCGAAACCCAAAAGAGCUGCAGUUGCAGCCUCCAGCUCCUCUUAAGAUCAGAUAUUUGUUCAAAUAAAAUAAAGUAAUCAAAAAGA
Pelobates fuscus (common spadefoot toad) is the source of this 408-nucleotide messenger RNA. It is a transcript of the gene RPL37, whose product is annotated as ribosomal protein L37. The record is from RefSeq and is a predicted model, not a curated record. The transcript is spliced from 4 exons. Lineage: Eukaryota; Metazoa; Chordata; Amphibia; Anura; Pelobatidae. Gene Ontology annotation, molecular function: structural constituent of ribosome; RNA binding. Gene Ontology annotation, cellular component: ribosome; cytosolic large ribosomal subunit. Bases 74 to 367 code for a protein of 97 amino acids. Gene Ontology annotation, biological process: translation.